Podarcis lilfordi (Lilford's wall lizard) is the source of this 1266-nucleotide messenger RNA. NCBI's taxonomy places the organism in Eukaryota, Metazoa, Chordata, Lepidosauria, Squamata, Lacertidae. The record is from the annotation of a GenBank genome assembly.
AUGGGUGACUGGAGUUUCUUGGGGAACAUUUUAGAAGAGGUGAAUGAACAAUCCACAGUCAUUGGGAGAGUCUGGCUGACUGUCCUCUUCAUUUUUCGGAUCCUAAUCCUUGGGACUGCUGCAGAAUUUGUAUGGGGAGAUGAACAGUCAGAUUUUGUGUGCAACACCCAGCAGCCAGGUUGUGAAAAUGUGUGCUAUGACGAGGCCUUCCCCAUCUCCCACAUCCGACUGUGGGUCCUGCAGAUCAUCUUUGUCUCCACUCCCUCGCUGGUUUAUUUGGGCCAUGCUGCACAUCAUGUAAGGAUGGAAGAGAAAAGGAAAGAGAGGGAAGAAGCAGAGAGAGCUCAGCAAGCUGCGGCACACGAAGAAAACCCACCCCUUGAUCCAGACCGGAAGAGCCCUAUAACCACGAGAGAAGCAAGCUCCAAGGGGACCAGGAAGUUCCAUCUCGAGGGAACGCUUUUGAGAACCUAUAUUUGCCACAUCUUUUUCAAAACCCUUUUUGAGGUGGGGUUCAUAGUGGGCCAGUACUUCUUAUAUGGUUUCCGAAUUCUUCCGCUUUACCGCUGUGGCAGAUGGCCUUGCCCCAACCUCGUGGACUGUUUUGUGUCCAGGCCUACCGAAAAGACUGUUUUCAUUGUGUUUAUGCUGGCUGUGGCAUCAGUCUCUCUCUUCCUUAAUCUUGUGGAGAUCAGCCACUUAGGCUUUAAGAAGAUCCUGGGUGCUUUCAGGAGGCCAGUGGAGCAAGAGCCUCAGGAGACCCCAGAGAAACCCCUUCAUUCUAUCGCAGUUUCAUCUAUCCAGAAGGUCAAAGGCUACAAGUUGCUGGAGGAAGAGGAGAAGUCGACAUUCCACUAUUUCCCUUUGACUGAAGUGGGAGUAGAAACCACCCCAGUUCCCCCCUCAUUCAACGACUUUGAGGAGAAGAUCAGCAUGGAACGCCUGAAAGACCUUUCCAGGGCCUUGGGGGAGCACCUGCCUUCCUACACUCAUGCAGAUGAACAGGAGGAGGAGAAAGUUGAAGCAGGAGAGGAGCCGGAACAGGAAGUGGCUGAGGCGGCGGCCCAGGAACAGAGGGUGGAAUUGGUGACUGAGGAAGCCCCAGAGAAAGGAGAAGAUGACAAGCAUAUGGAGGAGGAACAAGAGCCAGAGCCGCCGGGAGACGACUUGCCUUUACCAUCCGCUGAUCUUACAGCUGACACAAGACCCCUCAGCAGGUUAAGCAAAGCCAGUAGUCGUGCCAGGUCAGAUGAUCUGACUGUAUGA